Osmerus eperlanus (European smelt) is the source of this 1529-nucleotide messenger RNA. RefSeq names its product RAB36, member RAS oncogene family (gene rab36). Gene Ontology annotation, biological process: vesicle-mediated transport. Bases 423 to 1241 code for a protein of 272 amino acids. Gene Ontology annotation, molecular function: GTP binding; GTPase activity. The transcript is spliced from 11 exons. NCBI's taxonomy places the organism in Eukaryota, Metazoa, Chordata, Actinopteri, Osmeriformes, Osmeridae. The record is from RefSeq and is a predicted model, not a curated record.
CUUUCACGAUAGAAGACAUUUCAUCGGAUUAGUUAUUUCCCACAACUCCUCGUUAAUGUAUGCUCUUACAUAAAAUGUUCAGCGAUGUAUGAAUUUCAUUUGUGGAAUUCAUAACUGCACAAUCAAGGCAAACGAUUUGUACGUUCGACUAUAUGCCCUCCUCGCUGGCACGCACCACCAGAAUAUCGCUUAAUAUCGUGACGUGUACAGUCGAUGUAGACAAUCUCUUAAAUGUUAUCGAUAAAUGUAUCUGCAGUCGGGCUCCAAGCCACGUGAUGCUUGCCGGUGGGGCACGGCACGGAGUUGCUAUGGAGAUACGAAUUGGUCUGAUGCAGAGCUCGAGCUUGUCUGCUACACUGCAACACACAACCAGUACAAGUUGAAAGGAAAACGUUUUAGCAAACCUCGUUCUCCAAAUCAGUAUGGACGAGACGAGGAACGGGACGAUGAAGCACUUCUCCGCACCUGUAAGCAGAGACAGGGUCAUCUGCAAGUUCCCAAAGUGUCACAACCCACAGGCUUGUUUACAGAAGAAGGACGACUGGAAUGCAGAGGCCAAGGUUUCUUUUAAAGACAGAGAUGAAAGGCACCAUGGAUGGGACAGGCUGAAGAUGUCGAAAGCGGUAGUUGUGGGCGACCUGAAUGUAGGCAAGACCUGCCUCAUCAAUAGGUUCUGCAAAGAUGCGUUUGACCGGGAUUACAAAGCAACCAUCGGGGUGGACUUUGAAAUCGAGAGGUUUGAGCUCUGUGGAGUUCCAUUCUCGCUCCAGAUCUGGGACACAGCGGGCCAGGAGAAAUUUAAAUGCAUUGCUUCUGCCUACUACAGAGGUGCUCAGGUGAUCGUCACUGUCUUCGACAUGGCAGACAUCAAGACCCUAGAGCACACACGACAGUGGCUGGAGGAAGCCCUGAGAGAAAACGAGCCAGGUUCCUGUUUUGUCUUCCUGGUUGGAACAAAGAGUGACCUACUGUCCCCAGAGGAAUGCCACAGGACAGAGAAAGAUGCUCUCAGAAUAGCGACUGAGAUGAACGCUGAAUUUUGGUCGGUUUCUGCCAAAACAGGUGACAAUGUGCAGGAGUUCUUCUUUAGAGUGGCUGCCUUGGCCUUUGAGGACUCCAUACUAAAGGACCUGGAGAAAGGGAUCACCCCUAACAGCAUUGGAAGGGGAAACCGUAUCGGCUCAGACAGAGCCAACCUGGAAGAGGCCCAGUCGAAAGACGAAAAGAAAAACUGCUGCUGAAAACAUCUAGCCGUGGAUGAGGUGCUGAGAAAACCGUCUAGAGGAAGGAUAAGGAUGAGAAAACAUGUAUUUGAACUGUACUGAAGAGGUGGAGGGUUCAUGUGAUGACACUUCAUUCUCUUUCUGGUUUCCAUUUUAGUCCUCCUUGGUUUUCUUACCUGGACGCUCUACUGCAGCUACUGCCAUGUAUUUUAUGAUUUCAAUGUUUUUAUUUGACUCUGUUUUGUCAUUAAUUGUAUUAUGCAUUAUAUAUAAGUAUUUAAUAAAUGUACAGUGUUUUAGAUUGGU